Phragmites australis (common reed) is the source of this 942-nucleotide messenger RNA. RefSeq lists its product as uncharacterized. The record is from RefSeq and is a predicted model, not a curated record. The transcript has 6 exons. Gene Ontology annotation, biological process: positive regulation of proteasomal ubiquitin-dependent protein catabolic process. Lineage: Eukaryota; Viridiplantae; Streptophyta; Magnoliopsida; Poales; Poaceae. Gene Ontology annotation, cellular component: Cul4-RING E3 ubiquitin ligase complex. The coding region runs from base 53 to 607 and encodes 184 amino acids.
UAAUUUUAGACAAGAGAAAAAGGAGAAACAAGAAAGAAAAUCCAAGACCUCCAUGGCAGCCGAAGAGGGUUCCAGCGGCGGCUGCGGCGGCGGCGUCGGGCACAGGAAAAGCUCGCCGGCGCAGACGAAGUCUGGAGGGACAGGCGCUGCGAAGUUCCUCACUGGGAUGCCGUCGCGCGGCAACUUCUCCUCCGGCUCCGUCUCCUCCAGCCUGGGAGGGUUUAGGGUUUACGUCUGCGAGCACAGCACGGAUCCCCCAGAAGGACAAGUUAUAGAGACGGAUACAACAAAUAUUUUAAUCAGGCAUCUCCAGUUGAAUAAACAGAAGAGUGAGGCUAAAGAUGCAGGUUCUAGGACUCCAGUGGGAAGCAACAAAGGGAAAAGAUCUGCUGUCAGAAGUUUGGAUGUCAACAAUUCAGCAAAGAGACCUAACUUGGGUACUUCAUCUGGAUCAUCAGCCUAUGAGGAACCAAUUUCUGGCUUUUCACAGCACACACUGCAAUCAUUUACAGUUGAGAGGUUGCGUGCACUUCUACGACAAAGUGGUCUCUCGACCAAAGGGAAAAAGGAUGAAUUGAUCACUCGCUUAAAGGAGGCACAGGGUUGACAUCAAGCUCAUACGUACUUUUGUUUUGUUGUUCUAACGCCUGCAGGCAUUGCUAAGAGCAGAAUGAGUUUCAGACUGUACUUGUCAGUGGCUGUUUUGUUUAGACUUAAUGAAAUGUAGUGAAAUAUUUCUAGUCAGAAUUUGUUAAGUAGCUGUUAUGUUUAGACCAUCAUUGAUUCCGUAUUUUCGCAUAUGUAACAGAUUAGAAAUGCAGAUAUGAGGAUUUAAUGCUAAGGCUCAUAUGCAUUUGCUCAUUUUGCUGAAUUCAUUAACAUGUUUCAUAUUCCUUGGACCUUAGCAUAUAUGAGAAUUUGUUUGCUGGUUUAUUUUGAUUA